AUGCGUUUACUUGUUUUAAUAUAUUUAUUUAGUCAAUAUUCUUUAAAUAAAUGUGAUUUUAUUGAUAAAUAUGGUCGACUUCGUGAUAAAUGUCAACAAAAUCCAUCAAAUCGGGAUUGUUUACAAUUGAAAUCAAAAUUUUCGGAUUUAAUUAAAAAAUGUCAAAAACUAACAACACAAGAACAACUUCUUGUUUGUCAACAAAUUAAAACAAAAUUUUGUACUGUUUUUCCAUCAUCUUGUAUUCAAUUAUCAACAACAAAUAUUGUUUUAACAACAGAAAAACCAUCAACUACUAAAAAAUUAGUAAAAACAACAAAAUCAAAAUUAAUAAAAACAACUAAAUCAUCAACAAUAACAUCAAAUAUAUUAAUAAAUGAAACAUUAACCGAUCAAGAAUUUGUUAAAGUUCCAUUCAACCCUGAUGAAUUACGUUUACGUGGUGAAUAUUGUAUUCGACAUGGAAAAGAAAAAAAAUGUAAAGAUUUAUUAAAUAAUCUUAAAAGUACAUAUGCAUCAUGUGCAAAAAACAAAUCUAUAACAACAUCACCAAAACCUGAACAUAUUGAUUGUCAUUCAUUUCAAUCACAUUUAUGUAAAGCAUUUCCAAAAUUUCCACCAUGUAUUAAAAAAACUUCAAAUUAA
Molecule: messenger RNA, 645 nt
Organism: Rotaria sp. Silwood1
Lineage: Eukaryota; Metazoa; Rotifera; Eurotatoria; Philodinida; Philodinidae
Source: the annotation of a GenBank genome assembly